AUGUUUUUGGUUCUGGCGUUGUUUAUCUUUUCUCUGGUGGUCAAUGUUUACCUUCUGUUAGGUCUGGAGCACUCUGAGGCUCUCUCUUGGAACCCGCGCUACAUGCUGCUGAAGAACUUGAUCGUAAGUGACCUGCUGCAGACCUUGACCUUCGCGCCGUCCACGCUUUACUGCCUCCUGAGCCGCACGACUCUGAGCUUUAGCCUCGGAUGCCUGAGCUCGUUCUUCACUGGCGCGUUGGCCAUCAUCACUUCGCUCUUGACCGUCGCCUCUAUGGCACUGGAACGUUUCAUUUACACGUGCCACGGCAUCCACUACCUGGCGUUCAUGACCAAAAUACGCAUGUACUACUUUGUCACCCUGAUCUGGCUGCUGGGUGUUGCCGGGGCUGGCACGUCCACCAUCCUGGUGAUGGUAGAAAAAGUCAAAUUCGAAGGCAUCGUGGCCGGAUUAGUGUGUGAGCCGGAGGUCCUGCAAGCGCAAAUGAAAGAGCCCAUGUAUUUCGACCUGUUCAACAAGGUGUUCAUCGGGACUUUGCUCAUUCUCUGCCUCCUGAUGUUUCUCUUCUCGUACGGCCGGAUGUACCAGGAAGCGUGUCAGGUCCAGCAACCGUUUCAGCAGGACAACGUCCGAGCCAGAUGCACCAUCUCGUUCUACUUUGCCAUCUUUCUGCUGCAGCUGUUUCCCAACGUGAUUACAUUCAUCACUCUGUGCGGGAAGGACGUGAACAAUCAGAUGUACAUGUACGUGCUGAUCCUGGUUCCGUCGUGCGUCAACCCGCUGGCUUACGGAAUCAGAAAUGUGGAGGUGCGUCAGGCACUGAAGAGACUCUGUGGGUUAAAAUAG
Messenger RNA from Trichomycterus rosablanca, 846 nucleotides. Its product is annotated as olfactory receptor 2B11. Gene Ontology annotation, molecular function: olfactory receptor activity; G protein-coupled receptor activity; odorant binding. Gene Ontology annotation, biological process: G protein-coupled receptor signaling pathway; detection of chemical stimulus involved in sensory perception of smell. The record is from RefSeq and is a predicted model, not a curated record. Gene Ontology annotation, cellular component: membrane. NCBI's taxonomy places the organism in Eukaryota, Metazoa, Chordata, Actinopteri, Siluriformes, Trichomycteridae. The transcript has a single exon. Bases 1 to 846 code for a protein of 281 amino acids.